AUUGAAUAAUAUAUUGAGAAAUAUGAUCUGCAGCUAACUUGCGGCAAAUAUCCCAUGCCCCAGUCCACUCAUACCGGUGUUUGGUCUGCGGGAGCUUUUGCUUCGACCUCCGGAAUGUCAUGCAAGAAUCGGUCACCAGCCUUCUCAGAUUGAUGAACUCAUCCCCGCAUCCUAUCCCAGCGGUUACCCCUAUCCGCCACCUGGGGACGCAUCACGUAGGGGUUCACCUCCCCUGCCCCCUGGACAACAAAACGUGUGCGUGGGCUGGCCGCUCGACCUAAACUUUUGCCAACACCGUGUGUACCAAACUUUAAAUCAAUAUAUCUCGAAAAUGAAGGCCCAUUAUAGAAAAACCUAUUAAAUUGUUUUGAUGCUAGAUAUAGACUGUAACUUGUACUUGCUAUCAUUUCAAAAGCCAUUUCCACGACUGUAAGGGAACCUUGUGGGUGGCGCCAGUUACCAGACGGUCUGGUGCCACAUACAAUUAAGGAAGAAUUCAUAUGUAUAUUUUUGGCGCGAGAUUCUAUUGAAUUUGUAUAGUAAAACUCUUAUAUUAUAGAAAUAUUGUAUGCAACCUGUGUGUUCGUAUGUAUAUGUAGUAUCCUUUUAAUAAACAAAUUAUGACAAGUUUAUCUCACGUUCAGCGUGUUAGAAUGCUGUACAAAACAAUUUUAAGGUUACAUCGCGGUUUACCGAUUGAAAUUCAAUCUUUAGGAACCACUUAUGUUCGUGAUGAAUUUAGAAGACACAAAACGUGCAAUGAAGCUGAAGCAACUAUCUUUUUAAAUGAAUGGACAGAAUAUGCACUAAUGCUAGCUGAUCAGCUUGGAUUAAAGGGACCGCACACUGCCAAACUCUUAGGUCAAAACUUGGGAAAAGAGGACUUUGAAAAAUUUAGAGAUGAACAAGUAUAUCAGUUAUAUGAGCUAAUGAAUGCAGCAACUAAUAAAACUGAUAAAGAUAUAAAAUAAGUAAAACCUAGUUGACUUAAAAUAUUGAGGUUUCUUAUGUUGUACAGUUGAUAAAGUAUAUCACAUAUAUAUUUAUAAAUGUAAUAAUUGUAAUAUUUUCGUGUACAUAAAC
Molecule: messenger RNA, 1083 nt
Organism: Colletes gigas
Lineage: Eukaryota; Metazoa; Arthropoda; Insecta; Hymenoptera; Colletidae
Gene: Sdhaf3
Product: succinate dehydrogenase assembly factor 3, mitochondrial
Exons: 2
Coding region: 621-971 (116 amino acids)
Biological process (GO): mitochondrial respiratory chain complex II assembly; succinate metabolic process
Cellular component (GO): mitochondrial intermembrane space; mitochondrion
Source: RefSeq, a predicted model, not a curated record